AAAACCUCCGGCCGCGGCCGUGCGCCAGCCGGCCAUGGCGGAUGGCAUGCUGCGCUCGCCCACCUUCCUGGUGGGUGCGGAGCGGCAGCGGAAGAACCUGGACGAGUUCAAGCGACGGGAGCAGCAGCUGGCUGAGGCAUAUCACAAGAACAAACCGCUGUGCUUCAAUGCCUGUUCCUAUCAGAAAACUCAUCCAGUGAAAGCCCAGAAGGGUCAUAAGGACGCGGAUGCUUGUUUGACCGUGCCAAUGGUUCUCGGUGUGGCGGAUGGCGUCUCGCAAAUUGAGGAUUUUGGCAUUGAUGCAUCGAUGCUUCCAAAUGAGCUCCUUCAUAUAGUAGAGCAACUGGGCAUGCAUCAGUUGAUCCCCGGAGCCAAAUUGCCCGCGGCGGACACCUACCGUGGCCCGGUCUCGAUGCUACGAAGAGCCUUCGAAGCGACAGAGUCCUUGGGCUCUUUGACGGUGGUGUUAGCAGUGAUGGACAAUUCCACCCGAAUCCAUGGGAAGUUGCAUCCCAUGAUCGCCAUCAUCACAGUUGGAGAUUGCGAGCUCUUGGUGCUUCGUCGGGUGAAAGGGCCCCGCGCCGUGCUGGAAUUGGUGUGUCACACCGAGAUGCAGCGCAUCGAUGGCCAUGCCCAGACACCUCUGCAGCUGGCCAGGGUGGAUGAUAGGAUCGAUCCUAACUUCCACGAAGGGCUGACCAUAGAAGUCAUCGAGAGAGGUAGUGCUGUUCACUGCGUCUCUGCGUAUGAAGGUGACGUUGUGAUCAUGGGCAGUGAUGGUGUUUUUGACAAUCUGUUCUUGGAUGAACUCUUAGAACUGGCGAACCGGACGCUUCUGCCCUCAGCUUCCAGUGGGCCCCAGUACUCCGAGGCGCAACUGCGUGGCUUAGCUCAGCGCAUUGUGGAGCAAUGCCAUGCGAAGACGCGGCCCAUGGUCAAUGGCCUGCUCCCUGAAGCUCCCAUUGGCCGCGGCGGGAAGAAGGAUGACACCUCCUGUGUGGUGGCAGAGGUGGUGGAAUGGACUGAGGAGUUGCAGAAGCUCUGGGAACCUGAGCCGGCAGCCGCUUGGCCCUUCAGAUUCAACUCGCCCAGCAGUGUGUUUGAUGGUGGUCUCUUCAAUUUCAACAGCUGUUGCGUGGCCUCCCAUGAGUCCGACGAUGAGUCAGGCGAUGCCGUGAAGCCCACUUUCCACCCCAAUGAGAGCAGUGACAUAGACUGGAAGGCUGCAGGGCCUAUGUCCGCCCCGCCUCCCAGCAGUCAGCCGGCCAGGCUACACCUGAGCCCAGGGCAGCAGAUGUUUGGGAUCCAUGGCUCUCAAGGCCAACUGUUGGCACCACCCAUAGGUGCCAUGGGUCACCCCAUGGUGGUGAAUGGCAUGCCAACCGCACCAUAUCCCAUGACUAAUCACUACAUGAAGCAGAUGUAUGGCCCGCCAACCGUGCCGGGUCCACCGGCCAGUCGCUUUGCCCUUGGCAACUUCGUGGGCUCGGGUCAGUGUGGCAAUGCACUCUACUGAAACGAGCAGAAUGAGUUGCAUGUGACCAUGGCUUAAUGAAUGUCCCCAUGAAAAG
Molecule: messenger RNA, 1571 nt
Organism: Cladocopium goreaui
Lineage: Eukaryota; Dinophyceae; Suessiales; Symbiodiniaceae
Source: the annotation of a GenBank genome assembly